CGAAUACUUUGAUUUACAUUAUCUCACACUCUGUAUUAGUGACGAUUGGACGAGACUUAUAGAGAUUCAGAAUCUAGCCAUAAUUAGUCACAUAAAACUUCCGUGAUGAAAUCAUGAUAAAUGAAUAUUAUAUCCAUCAAUCUGCAGUGUAGAAGAAUCCUAAGCAGCACUGGAAGAACUGUCAUUUAAUGGGAAAAAUAAGCCGUACGUUGCUUGUUGUUUGUGCUGUCGACUUAUUGGCCACCACAGGCGACAUAUCCUUCUCAUGGACCUCGCCCAUCUACCCGAAGCUGUACUCCAACGACUCCACCAUCAACCCACUGGGCAGGCCCAUAACCCCUGAUGAAGACACCUGGCUGGGCUCCCUCCUCAACUUCGGCGCCAUCAUAGGCUCCCCGUUCUUCGGCUACAUCUCGGCGGCCUUCGGCAGGAAACCAGCCCUGCUGUGCAUAGCCUUGCCUCACGUGAUCUCCUACGUCACCAUGGCCUUCGCCAGGAACAUCAACUUGUUCCUUCUGGCGCGAUUCGUCAGUGGCAUAGCCGUGGGCGGAGGUUACACCAUGUUGGCGACGUACAUUGGCGAGAUAGCUGAGGAUUCCAGCAGGGGAGGCAUGUCCCUGACCUUGAACGUGUUCUGGGCCAUAGGGAACUUCAUACCGUACGCUAUCGGACCGUUCCUCUCUGUCUUCAUGUUCAAUUCGAUCCUCGCCUUGAUUCCGAUAGUGUUCUUGGUGAUCUUCACGUUAUUUUGCCCCGAAACACCUUAUUACUUGGUGGGAGUAAAAAAGUUCAGAGAAGCUGAGAAGGCACUGAUGUUGCUAAGGUCGGCUGACGCAGAUGCGGUUGAAGAAGAGCUGACACGGAUAAAGAUAUACAUGAAAUCGAACGAGGACGGCCAUUUCCUUGACAUUGUGAAAAGUGCAACCUUGAGGAAGUGUUUCAUGAUCUGCUUCGUACUGAUCGCAACGCAAGAACUGUCUGGGUUCUCAGUGAUCACGUACCAUUUGCAGUCUAUAUUUGCUGCUACAGAUAGCGCAGUCCAGCCACACAUUUCAGCUCUGAUUGUGGGGUUCGUGAUGCUGGUGUCGAGUUUCAUCGCACCGUUUUUAGUGGACAGAUCUGGAAGAAGGAACCUUGUUAUCUGGUCAUGUAUCGGCACGUGCUUGUCACUUACUACUCUGGGCACGUUUUUCUACAUACAGGAUGUUUUGAAGGCGGAGCCCAUUUUCUGGAUACCAAUCGUGAGUCUCAUCAGCUAUAUUGUGUCCUUCAAUCUCGGUAUUUGUACGGUGCCUUGGACUUUGACUGCCGAAUUAUUUCCGAGUAAUGUGAAGCAGGUGGCUGCUUCUUCGAUCUCCAUUUGCUCCUGGAUGGUUUCUUUCGUUACUACGAAUACUUUCAACGAUAUGACUGAGACGCUGGGAAGAUCUGGGACCUUCUGGUGUUUUGCAAUAUUAUCGUUUUGUUCCACUAUUUUUGCUUUCGUUUUCGUUCCUGAAACGAAGGGAAAAAGUUUCAUGGAGAUCCAGGAGAAAUUGUUGCCAGGUGUGCGGGAGACGGUUGAUGAUAAGAACAGUGAACUACUAGUGAAAGGUGGCCAGAAUGGCGGUGGUAUUUUCGAAAAUGGCACUGACGUUGAGAAACUGAGUAGCAGCAUAAUUUGAUGUGAGAAUAUGAAUGACCGAUCUUAAUGUGAAUAUUUAUUGGUGUCAUAGACAACUUUUGAAUUGGAGUGUUUGAGUAAAUAUCGAGGAUCAUUUAUCUAAACUACCUACUACUAGUCCUCGUCAACUGAAUAUCAGCACGUUCUGAUGAAAGU
Phaedon cochleariae (mustard beetle) is the source of this 1819-nucleotide messenger RNA. NCBI's taxonomy places the organism in Eukaryota, Metazoa, Arthropoda, Insecta, Coleoptera, Chrysomelidae. The record is from the annotation of a GenBank genome assembly.